AUGUGCAAUAAAUGUUUUUCUAAAUAUAUUGGAUCGGUCGAGGAUAGCAUACGCAAAAAUAUUAAGGAUUUCUGGGUAUACAUCUCUAAUCGUCGUGACAAAUCUGGAAUACCAGCUAAGGUUGAAUAUAAUGAUGAUGUUUCAAGUGAUCCACAAACAAUAUGCAACAUGUUUUCUGAAUUCUUCUCUUCCGUUUACGAACCGCCCUCACCUACACUAUCGCAGUGGAGACCACCUGCCGAUUCAGCAUCCCAUGACACUACUAUUACUAAUCUUCAUUUUGAAGUAGAAGAGAGCUGA
Parnassius apollo (apollo) is the source of this 300-nucleotide messenger RNA. The record is from the annotation of a GenBank genome assembly. Lineage: Eukaryota; Metazoa; Arthropoda; Insecta; Lepidoptera; Papilionidae.